ACUCUCAUCAUAUACACCCAUCUUUGAUCCUCAAAAACAUCAGCUAGAGAGAUGGCAAGGAAGUUGCUUAAGGUUCCAUCCUUGAAGAGAAAGAUCUCAUCACCAAGAGCCGAUGAUGCUUGUUCUGAUUUUAAUGCAUGCAGCACAUCACAUGUUGCAGAGAAGGGCCAUUUCAAUGUAUACUCUUCGGAGGGGAAGCGUUUCAUGGUUCUCUUGGCAAACCUUGACAACUCAAUUUUCAAGGAGCUCUUGAGGAUAUCUGAAGAAGAAUUCGGUUUACCAUGUGACGGCCCGAUCACACUGCCCUGUGAUGCAGCAUCCAUGGAAUAUGUGCUGUCCUUGCUAAGAAGAGGAGUAUCUAAGGAGAUGGAGAAGGCAUUGCUUAGCUCCAUUUUCAUCUUUUGUCAUUCACAUGUUCUAAUCUUGCUGUAGAGCAUACCCAACAACUUGCAGUUUGUAGCUGUUGAUUCAUUCUUUACAUUCUUCUUUGUAAUCUUACAAAUAUUUACAAUGAUAUAAUUCAUCAAAUUUCUUAGGAAUA
Molecule: messenger RNA, 541 nt
Organism: Dioscorea cayenensis subsp. rotundata (Guinea yam)
Lineage: Eukaryota; Viridiplantae; Streptophyta; Magnoliopsida; Dioscoreales; Dioscoreaceae
Product: auxin-responsive protein SAUR36-like
Exons: 1
Coding region: 52-432 (126 amino acids)
Biological process (GO): response to auxin
Source: RefSeq, a predicted model, not a curated record